AUGAUUUCCAAACCGGCUCUUGCGGCCACUGCGCUAGUCCUUGCAGGACAAAGUUCUGCCCAACUCGCCAAUGCUGAGGACGCCUUCUACACCCUACAAGGCUGGUAUAAUCCUGGCUCGGGUAUCUGGGACGGAGAUGGAUGGUGGAAUGGAGCAAAUGCUUUUACCGUUGUCGCGGAGCUAGCUACUGCUGCACAAACCAAAAAUGACUCGAGUGUCACUCAAUCGGUGACAAACAUUUUCGCAAACACGUGGGUGGUUGGUCCCUCAUCGAAUGCAAACCUCCCCGACUCAGAGAGGACCCUUGGUCAAUACGACUCGAGCAAUUCAUCAGUUUGGGGAGGUCCGGCUUAUGACGAUAACGGAUGGUGGGCGCUGGGAUGGAUUGCAGCAUACGAUGUGACCAAGAACGAAACGUAUCUCGAGCUAGCAAAAGGCAUGUUCGAUGACCUUGCCAACAACGCUUGGGGAACUCGAUGUGGAAACGCCGGAGUGUAUUGGAACUCGGAUCAUUCGUACAUAAACGCCAUUACCAACGAGUUGUUUCUUUCCAUUGCUGCGCAUCUGGCUAAUCGUGUACCCGAUAACUCGGCAUACUAUAUCGACUGGGCCGAGAAAGAAUGGAAUUGGUUUGCUACUAGUGGUAUGAUCAACGAAAACAAUACUAUCAAUGAUGGAUUGACCGAGCCUUGCACAAACAACCAGCAAACUGCCUAUUCCUACAAUCAAGGUGUUGUCCUUGGUGGUCUUGUUGAACUGAAUAAAGCCUCUCCCAACCAGUCCUAUAUUGACUCGGCCAAUACAAUUGCGCAGGCUGCUAUCAAGCUAAUGGCUGACUCAAAUAACGUUAUUCACGACACCUGUGAAGAUGAGGGUGGCUGCUUCCCAAAUGCUACCCAAUUCAAGGGUGUUUUUAUUCGCAACCUGUUGCUUCUACACCAGGCUUCGCCAAACGAUCUCUACGCAACUGUUAUUAAAGCAUGCGCUCAGAGUACUUGGGAUAACAACCGCGAUACCUCGACGAACGAGCUAAGCAUUAACUGGGCAGGCCCAUUUGUUAGCCCGACCAAUUCAUCUGCCCACAGCUCAGCCAUGGAACCACUCAUAGCUGCAAUUUACUUGUAG
Talaromyces rugulosus is the source of this 1125-nucleotide messenger RNA. RefSeq lists its product as uncharacterized. The record is from RefSeq and is a predicted model, not a curated record. The transcript has 3 exons. Bases 1 to 1125 code for a protein of 374 amino acids. Lineage: Eukaryota; Fungi; Ascomycota; Eurotiomycetes; Eurotiales; Trichocomaceae. Gene Ontology annotation, biological process: carbohydrate metabolic process.